AUGCGAAUGCUUUGUAAAUAGACAGAUACACCUACCACAAGUAUAGUCCGUCCAUUGAUAGACCAUUAAAAUCCCGUGGUCUUCUUCAGAUCGAUAAAAGACAUAAAGACUACGCCAUAAUUCUGUACGCCAUAAUUUCCACUAUUCACCGAAUAUCUGAAUCAUACGCAUUUACGCCUCCGUUUCUUAGAGGCUGACAUAGUGGUAUAAUCAACUGGCGCCGUAUAGUGAAGCACAUCAUCUAUUUGUGCGUGCUCCACUGCACUACUAUGGGCUGUGGUUCUUCCAAAUCACUGGACGUACCAUCGGGCCCCUCGGACUACAAGUACAUGGUACAGAAAACUUGGGAUCGUGUGAAAGGAACAGUCGACAGCAACAUGAACGGUGACAUGAGAAAACUGGUGGUCCGACGGUCAGGAUGGAAAACGGUCAGAAUAUUUGUAUCAUCCACCUUCAAGGAUUUUCAUGCAGAGCGAGAGGUUUUGGUGAAAGAGGUGUUCCCUGAUCUGAGGACCUGGUGUGAAAAGAGACGGAUUCAUUUGGUGGACUGUGAUUUAAGAUGGGGUGUUCCAAAAGAUACAACAUCCGAGGAAACACUGAGGACAUGCCUUGGAGAGAUAGACAGAUGCUACCAAGAUAACAUCAUGCCAUUCUUCCUCAAUCUCACAAGUGAGCGUUGUGGCUGGAUUCCCACAACUCAUGAUGUACCAGAGGCAUUGUCAAGAGAAUACCGUUGGGUCCAUGGUCUUUCAGUCACGGAGAUGGAGAUCCUCCAUGGAGCGUACAGGAUAGACAACCCAAAUGCUUUCUUCAUGAUUAGGGACCAAAGUUUCUUGCAGACACUACCGUCUGAAUUCAAAGAUGAGUUUGUUGACCCUAACCCUAUCGCCCCUCACAAGAUGGAGGUUCUGAAACAAAUGCUUAGGGAAAGGCUGGGAUCACGUGUGCACUGGUACAAUGUGGAGUAUUCUGGGGUUGAUGACGAUGGAAAGGUAGAACUUAAUGGUCUCCAAGAGAACUUUUCCAAGCUUGUUUAUGACUUUUUCCUUAAAAGAAUUGAAGAGCAGUACCCACUUCUGGAGACCAAUCUAGACCCUUACCAAUCAGUCAAAGAGGCUCAUGAAUCAUUCCUGAAGAGUCGCGGAGGCUCGGUGCUGGGUAGGAACGAGAUCCUUGAACAGAUCCAGACGUAUGUGACGAGUAGCGGAGACAACAGGGCUCUGGUGAUGAGCGGAGGGGCAGGCUGCGGCAAGUCCUCCAUCAUGGCGCGGACAGCGGAUGUAGCGCAGACAAUGGCCUUGAACAAACGCAUCCCAGGUGGAGGUGAAACUGGUUGGCAUGUCUUCUACCAUUUUGUAGGAGCUAUCCCAGGAUCGACUUCCCUGGAACUGUGCCUCAAACGGCUUCUCAAGGAGCUCAAAGCUUUCAAUGAAGCCACUAUGCCCAAGAAUCUAGAGGCCUGCUGUCAGCUAGCCUGUGGAGUUCUGUCAAACCCCAAGACGCAACCACUCAUCGUUAUCAUCGACGCUCUUAAUCAGUUUGAUGAUGACAAGACCACAUCUGUCCUGAGUUGGCUACCCAGAAAGCUAGCCCCUCAGGUUAGGGUCAUCUUAGCCAUGAUUGACGAUACCCCACCCCAUAAGGAACUCCACGAGAGGGCCAUCAAACCACAGGAGAUCAUUGUCACACCCCUUGACAUGUCAGCAAGACAGCAAAUUGUCACAGACAUGUUGGGUAAAUACAACAAGAAGCUAGGAGAGGAUCAGAUGGCUAGCCUUCUGUCUAAGGAAUCUUCCCAGAAUCCCUUGUGGCUGUCAGUAGCCUGUGAAGAGCUCAGGGUGUUUGGUCUGUUUGCCAAGGUGACGGACAAGAUCAACAGUUUGGCAGAUGGCCUGUUAGAGUUACUAGAGCAGGUGUUUACUCGCUUUGAGGAGGAGAAUGGAGGCAUGCUCCUGGUCGCUACCCUCUGCCUCCUGGAAUGCUCCGCUACGGGUCUCCUGGAGACGGAGCUCCUUCUAAUCCUCGGAGAUGAAGACAAUCUCAUGCCUGCAGAUAAGGAUGAAGACAAUAACAAAGAUCGUGGAGAGAAAGAGAAGGCCAACAAAGAUGCUUCUCCGCUCCCUGCAGCCAAGUGGGCCGUGGUAUACAGAGCUCUGAAACCGUUCAUCAGGCCGUUCGGUGAUAGCGGAGAAGGCAGGCUGGACUUCUACCACAGAGCGCUCAGCAAGGCAGUCAGAAAGAAGUACUUUGACAACACAACCGCUGCACGAGUAUACGACAGGACAUGGUGGCACAAAAGACUUGCAGACUUCUUCACUGAUGUUAAAUCGGUUGAAAGGAAGGUCGAGGAACUUCCCAUUCAUCUGCUGGCCAUCCAGGACAAGAACAGGCUGCAGAAGUUCUUGACCGACUGGGAGGUCUUUGACAAUCUCUACAACGAAGACUACAGCACAGUACUCCUCAAGUACUGGAGAGAGGGCUUUGGUGCGGAAUGGCAGGGUAAAAUGCUUGAGAAGUACAAAGAAUCGAUGCAGAAGUUUGCUGAUGAGCACGAUUCAAGGGAAGACAUCGCCAGGAGAUAUGAGCAGGUUUCCAGAGUCAUCAACCAGUCCGGUAAGCACAUGGAAGCCUUAGCACUGCUUGAGAAGGCAAUGGAGAUAGAACUAUCAGAGCUAGGAGCAAGACCUGAGCGCAUGGUGGAGCUUUACCAUCUAGCAUGCACAGUCUAUGAUGAGAAACUGAAGUUAUAUGAGUAUGUUGAUCCUGCCCAGCUAAAGGAACUCAGACCCGCUAUUAACUUUGCUCGCAAGUCAAUCGCCAUCAGAGAGACGUUAGAAGGAGAGGUCCACAAGUACAAGCAUGGUCGUACCUUGAUUCAGCUUGCUUUCAACCUUCAAGCUUGGAUGGAGUGUGGUGGGGACAAUGCCCUGAGCCCGGUUGAAGCCAUUGCAGAGGCAAAGGUCACUGUCGUGAAGGCAGUAGAUAUCUUCAAAGAGCUUGGUUCUGAUGGUCAUCUUGCGGAUGCGACAAUGACCAAAGGUGUCCUCGAAGAGAGAGGGUGUCAAGAGCAAGUUGAUCUGUACAUGGAGGCUUUAGACCUUUGUCUUCAGGCUUAUGGUGAAUUCUGCGUUCUAACCAGUCGACUCUAUCUCAAUAUUGGCAUCAUGUAUGAAGAUAGACGGAGCUAUCGGGAGGCCUAUCACUGGUUUAUCAAGUGGCAAGAUGUCUGUGAAGAGGUAUUUGGAUACCACCACCCGCGGACUCAGCGAUGUCGGAACUGCCUGAAGGAACCCAGGUAUGUCUACGUAGCGAGACAGGUCGAAGCAGAAGAAGCCAAGAACCGAAGAAACGCAGAAAAUGGUAACGAAGCCGCUGAAGACCGUGGACUCAUUAUCGGAGACGAUCAUUCAGAGUAUUCAGAUUCAAGUGAUGGAGAUUACUAAUGAUAUAUUCAAGUACUCAAAGAGAAUUUCCUUGUGUGUGGCAUCCACUCGGUCAUCCAGGUUUUAAACGGGAUCAGUUCCCGACUACGGGGGCGGCCGGACUCGCGCCCACAGCGAACACCCUCACCCCCUCCCUCAAUCUUACUCUGUUUGGUGCAUCCUCCUCCCUCAACCCAACCCUCCUCCACCACUUGCUUCUUCCAUGUCUUCUUUGGUCGCCCACUUCCCUUUCUACGGGAUGUCUUGGGUAAUUGCGUAGACUCGACAAAUUCGAAAUGUCCUGACCACCGAAUUCGGCCAUUCCCACAGGCACUGUAUAAAGAGGACCCAUAUCAGGAAAUACGUCAAAAGGAAGAUCCGUGUCUGUUUCGCAGGAAUCCUACAAACGGCCUUUCAUUACUGAUUCUCAAACUUCAUCAUUGACAGAAUGAAGGGGAAUGCAGGAAAGAAGCUAUGAGAUUAAGAUGCAAAGUGUCUUUAUAGUGAGAUUCCUGCCAAAAGGCACGCCACAGACUUUUGAAAAGGCGCCUACCCAUGAGGCUAAUACUAUACCUUAUUCUUACCAAGAGUAAUACCCCACUUGUUAGUCUCUUUAUUUAUAUCUGAAGGAAUAAAGCAUUGUGCAAUCCCAGCCAUGGCGUAAUUUCCUUCGGCAAGAAGUUUAUCCACAUUGUGCUGCACUCGACCCAGGUGAGGUAAAGGGGUACCUGGCAGGAAUUUAUUCCUUGAAAUGCCACCGCACUGUGAAAGGCUGCGGGGCUAAAGCCAGGGUAAUAAUAUCCAAUUAAGCGCAUAGGGACGCAUUUGGCAGUGAUAUGCGCUAUAUAAGCAUGUUGGUAUUAUUAUUAUUAUUGUUGCCCUCCGUUCGCCUCGGGAGCUUUUCAUGAAACAAAUAAUCAGUGAUUUUUCCUGACUUGUUAUGAGCUACCAAAAUUUUUAGAUCUGGUUGUCUCAGGAAAAUAUACUGGAAAAGAAAUACAAGAUACAGCUUCAUGAGUACACUGCUUGUGUUAAGUUUUUGUACAUUUAUGUCUUUCAUUAGGGAAGGGGCAUUUGAUAUAUAUGUUAUUAAGAGAGAGAGAGAGAGAGAAGAAGAAAUAGAGUGAUACACGUGUGUGAGAAUGAGUUCCUUUGUUAUGAAGGAAUGUCAAAGAUUUAUUCUGGAAGAAUUGUUGUAACAUAACAACUCAGGAACCAGGAUUGAACAUGUAAAAAUAUUGAUGGCUAUAAUACAUUGCUUGUCCUAGGGAAGUAGUAAGCGAGCUAUUGAUAUUCUGAAUCAAUUCAUUUACUUUUUAUGUUCUUAAGCCUGGCUCACACCUCUGCAAUUUGGGCUUGUGUUCAGCUGCGAAUUGCCUGAAGGCAAGCAAUUGCCUGAAUGCAAGCAAAUGCAACCCAAGCUAAUGUCAAUUCAGGAGACUAAUUCAGAAGCCUACAAGUAGCAACGAGUAAAUGCUAGCAAGGAGGCAUGAGUACAAGCAUAAACAAGUUGCUUACGCAGGCAUUAAGGUGCCGUUAGUGCUCGAAUUACCUUGAAUUGCCUCAGUUACUGCGUGCAACUUUGUACGAGUUCUGAUGAGCUGUUUGGCAAAAGUUUGAUUGCAACCAAAGAUUCUGCUGGGUAGUAUGCUGUGUUAGGCUGCGUAUUCGUAUUUUGGGCUUAUGCAGCUUAAAACGCAAAGGUGUGAGCCAGGUUAUAAUGGUGGAGGCUCAUAAAUACGUACAUAUUGUUGCUUGGAUGUUUUAACCUUGUAUCUCAUAAUUUUGAAAAAGAUUUGAAAGAAGCAGUUGGAAACCUCAUACUGUCUAAAAAAAAAAACAUCUCCUAAUACCUGGGUCCCAUAACACGAAGAUUAGUGAUUAAAGAGAAAUGCCAGUAGUUGCAGUAAACACUGAUUUCAUGAGAAAGUCUGUAAACCAGGCUUAAUUGUCAGUAUAUCAUCGAGGAUCUAGAUCUGGUACAGUUACAUAAACUGAACUUUGUGAAAUCUUGAAAUCUACGCUGAAAAAUGUUCACACUGAAGAUCACCAACACAGAUAAGCGCACGUGGGACAGUGUAUUAUUAUUGCCUUGAAUGUCAGCCCGACGCUUGACCCGAAUCCUGUGCUUAUUUGCUGAUUUCUCAGCAAUUACACAAUUUCUUCCAGAAUUCUUUGGCACAUAUGUUUUAUUUAUACAAACGGACACUGGUGGUCAUUUCAUUGGAUUCUUUCCGAACUCAUUUUGAUAUGGUUACCACAACUGGCAUUUACCUUUAAUCGUACUCUUGAUUUCAAGAUUGAUUGUACAUUGUAGUCAAUGGAAUCAAUCAUAGAAAAUUGUUCUAUGAUCAUUGCUAAGCUAUGUGUUACUGGCCCCUGGGACCCGUUGUAUAAAACGUUUUGCCAUAAAAAUAUCUGGCAAAUAAACAAAAACUUUGGCAAACAAAAUUAUGCCAUUGAAAAUCACACAUUAAAAAACUCUGACAAAAAAAUUGCCAGACUUUUUCAUGGCAAAAGUUUUUUGCAACGGGUCCCAGGAGAGGCAAAAGAAGGUUUCUACUAAUGUCAGAACUCUAUAAUUAAGCUUUUUCCGAUCUGUCCCAAAAAAAGUUAAAUUUUGAGGUACAAGGUUGAACACCCCAUCUACAAUAACAAUAUGUUUCUCUCAUAAUUUAAUACUUGUACUAUUAUCAGGCAUUAUGUAUAUAUUAUUUUUCAUAUUCAGAUGAUAUAGACGCGUAAACAACAAACUUUGAAUGCUGAGUUAUGCGCCUGACUUUCUUUUAACAAUGUGAUGAUAUAAAGCUUAUAUGCUUGUAUGUUAUGUAAAGGUAUAUAUAAUAAUCAUGAUUACAUUCAUGAAUGUAUAUAAUGUAUGCAGUUUACCAAUAUUUGUGUGUGUUUUUCGUAAGUGAAAUAAAUUCAUUUUCCAACGAAUCAAUGAGCAUUAUUCACAUGUGCAAGAACAUAAAUAAAGCUAUAAUAUGUCGUCAGGGUCAUUAAUGAUUAAUUCCAUGUUUGUCAUACUAGUAUUGCCCAGUUUAUAAUCCAAGAGCAUAAAUCAGCAUUGCGCAAGGAAAUACUUCAAGCAGUUGUUUGUUUUCAGGGUCUCCUGGACACAAAAUUUAAGGAUGAAUCUUGUCAAAUAAUUCUAUGUUAUACUAGUACUCCCUUUAUUCAAACCAAACAUAAGUUUCAGUAUUUUAAUUUUUUUUGCAGAUGAUGCUACUUGUUUGUAGUCUUUCUUAUUGCAUUGACAGGUAUGCUGAAUUACAGGUUGAUUAUAUAUUUUUUUAUUAAAUAUUUUUAAAGCCAUAAUAAAUAACAUAUGGUAUAGGAUAUAUCAAGUUUUUCAGCAUUUAAGCCUACAUACGCAUUUGUACAAUCAUAAGCUGAUAACUUGCGUUGCUGUUCUAUUAUGUAAUAUAUUAUUCUGGUUAUCCUCGGACUUGAAUAUAGUUUCUAUACAAAUGUAUAUACAUGUACAUGAAAUUAUAAAACGAGAACUGUUGCUUUUGAAAACUAGUAUGUAUGUAUAUUUUUUAUCAUGUUUGUAAUCCAUCUAGUGUAUGUACGUCAUAAGGUUGUAUUUAUUUUAGUUUUCCAUUCUCUUGAUAUACUGAUUCAUUUGAAAGUAUUGUUAAUUUUGAGAGAGAACUCUAAUACCUGAUAGUGAGUUCUGAAAAUGAACUUGAAAUGUGUUAAAGAUGACUUUCUUGGUCCGUGCAUGGGAAGUUCACUCAAAGGGAUGCAUGGCUCACCCCUUUCUGUUUUGGGAUUGUGUUCGGCUGCAGAUAGCCUGAACGCAGACAAAUGCAGUCAAACGCAACGCAAUGAAAUGAGCAGAUAUGAGGUCAAAACGCUGACUAAAACAGAGGCCUUGCUUAGAAGUUCGAAAUUUGGCAAACAUCCAGAACUGAACACAUCCAAACACAACCAAAAUCAGACGAACAAGAACAAGCAAUAAUGAGCGGCUUACGCUUGCAUAAACUUAUUUUUAGUACUCGAUUUACCUCAAAUUACCUCACUUUAAUGCAUGCAACUCUGUACGAGCUCCGACGACCUAUUACGCAAAAGUGUGAUUGCAACGAAUUAUUUUGUUGCAUAGUAUGCUGGGUUAGGUUGCUUAUUGCUUUUUUUGGCUAACGCUGCUAUACACAGCUUAAAACACGAAGGUAUGAGCCAUGCUUUUAUAGAUAAUGAAAUAUUCAUGCGUAUGUUCUCAGCAUGAUAUAUUGACUGCAUGCCUUGUCAAAGCUACACAAUUUUUUUUAAUUUUCUGGGUCGAUGGACUGAAUAAGGAAAUGGUUUCAUUUGAUGCAUUUAAUUCUCAUGGACUGAGAUGGAUAAAGAAUGCGUGUCUUGAAUGAAGGUCAGUUCUUUCUAGUUAUUAAGAUGAUUUCAUUAUUGUGCCUCAUAUUUUAGGACAGAAUUCAGUCACAAAAUUUGACAGUAAAUAUAUAAAAACUAGGUAAAUGGUAAUAUAUAGUUGUGGCCCGCAAGGUACUUAUAUGAUUUACCUACUGUAGCAAACAUGUGUUAGUAUGUUAUAUUGAAAUAUGUUCAUUUUAAGAUUUUUAACAUGAUUUACAAUCAGUGAGCUUGGAAUAUUAAUUUUGUAACAUAACGUUAGAUAAAUUUUCUUUUCUAUUGUAGGCUUUUUGGAAUAUUUAAAUGUUACAAUCUGAAUAUUCUUGUAUUCUUGCAAACGUUUUUGUUUGUCCCAUUUAAAGCAAUGGGUCAAUAUCGUCAUAAAAUUAUGUUACUUUUUUCCCAACAUUUCUGUGGGAUUUAGUUUAUGUUUGGAAAGAAACUGACUUUUUGUAUAUUUUGGACACUUACAGUUAUCUAGUGAUUAUUCCCCACUCCCUAGCAGUGAAAAUGUAUGUACUUCAUGUUGGGAUCUUGUUUUUAGAAAGGGGAAAAAAAACAAAAUAUUAAACAAUAAAAUCUCUUCUAUGAUUGUAUUUUAUCUCUAGGUCUUUAUGUAUGGAAGUCCCAUCUCUCUUACAAUCUACAUGUGUUCAUUUUUAUUCCUCCUUCGUUCUCCCCCCCCCCCCCUGCCUCUUUCUCCCUCUCCCACUCUGUCUUUAUGUCCCUCCCGCUCUCUCUACUUUUUUAUCUUUCCUUCUUGAUAUCUCUUAUCAAUUAUUUUUUUCCCAUCUGUUAUACUGAACAAAGUACAAUGUAUAGUGUAUCAUUGGAGAAUGCAGCUUGAUAAAUAUUGUUAAAUUAUUUUUUAGAUCAAUUCAGUUAGUGAACCCGAUUAGGUUAUCAACUCUGGUAAAAGGAAACUAAACCAUUAAAGAAUAUUGGGACAAAAAAUAAUUGUGUCUUGAAUUUCAGGGCUGCUGCUUUUUCUGGGACACUGUAUUUUUACGAGUAGAACAGUAAGCAUAUUGUACAUGUAGCAGCUCCUUGUGCUGUAAAAUACAGUUUUCUGAAUACCGUCCAGUCUUUCAAAAAAUAGUCUUAUCCAUAAAAAUCUUGAGCAGUAGACCAUUUCGGAAAGAGGUUAUAAACUCAAAUUGAGUAUUCUGUUGGAACUAAGGGGUCAAGACUAAUAAGAUAAUGACAUGAUUUGCUCUUUGGUUUUGGUAAGUCACACAAAAUGUGGCUAUCACUAUUUCAAUUCUUAUAUUAUUAUUAUUAUAUGAAUGUGUAUGCCCUAAAACAGUUUGGUAUGGUGUGGACGAAAACGUAAUGAAAUGUGUUUUAAAGGAUAAAUUUUGCGAUUUAACAUGAAAAUGUAUUUUGAUUAAAAUUAAUUAAAAUAGAA
Messenger RNA from Lytechinus pictus (painted urchin), 9204 nucleotides. Its product is annotated as telomerase protein component 1-like. Gene Ontology annotation, molecular function: protein binding. Gene Ontology annotation, cellular component: Cul4-RING E3 ubiquitin ligase complex. The coding region runs from base 270 to 3443 and encodes 1057 amino acids. The record is from RefSeq and is a predicted model, not a curated record. The transcript is spliced from 25 exons. NCBI's taxonomy places the organism in Eukaryota, Metazoa, Echinodermata, Echinoidea, Temnopleuroida, Toxopneustidae.